GUCUUUGAGAAAAAUAAUUAAUCACUAUAUAAUUAAUAAAGAAUAUAAAAUGAUAUGAGCUGAAAUUUCUGAAAACCUUUCAAAUGCAUUGAAAGCGUUGCUCAUACGCCCCACCCAACCAGCGGUAUACAUAUGAUAAAUUACCAACAGCAGCGAAGCCAUAAAAACUACAAAAAGUGAUUGAGAGUUAUCUAUGUUGGCUAUAGGCCACAGCAUACACCUGUAAUACCAGUUCAAAGAGUGAUUGCAAAUUAUUCAAGUGAUUAUAUAAGCGCAACAGCGCCAACUAAUUAAAAGAAGCUAAUUUGUGCAAGUGCGGAAAGUGUGGCUUAAACGUAAUUAAAUAAAAAUAGGUGCAUAAAAAAUAUAAAAAACAAAUUUUAUAUGAAACAACAAUAACAACAAACAGUUUAAACGUCUAGCAAUCGACAGCAUGACCGAGAACCAGGAUAAACACGCCGUCAGCAGUGGCGACAGCACAGAAAUUGCCAGCAGUCACAACAACAACGCACAAGGCCAGAGCACAACUGUCGGCGGCGAUGGCAACAACAUCAAACCGAAGGAUAAGAAAAAUGACAGCGAAACGACAGUCGCGCUGGCGGAUACGCAACAUGAAGGUGAAAAGGAUAAAGCGCCGCAUGACAGAUGCGCUCACAAGGAUGAGUUCGGCACGCAACGUGUGUACAAGAAGACUUCACCCAACUGUGUGCUCACACUCUAUCUACCGUCGCGUGAGAUCACACUCUCCGGCAAUAAUCCGGCCAUAUUGCGUGGUAUAAUCUAUGUGGAUCCAAAGGCGAUACAAGGUUACAGGGUGUAUGCUCAAUUAACAUUGACAUUUCGGUGA
This is a messenger RNA of Zeugodacus cucurbitae (melon fly), 847 nucleotides long. RefSeq names its product ABC transporter G family member 5-like. The transcript has 2 exons. Lineage: Eukaryota; Metazoa; Arthropoda; Insecta; Diptera; Tephritidae. Gene Ontology annotation, biological process: signal transduction; G protein-coupled receptor internalization. Gene Ontology annotation, cellular component: cytoplasm. The record is from RefSeq and is a predicted model, not a curated record. Gene Ontology annotation, molecular function: G protein-coupled receptor binding. The coding region runs from base 434 to 847 and encodes 137 amino acids.